AUGGACGUAUUAUUAAGAAUCUCAAUGGCCUUAGUGCUUUGCCUCUCAGCAUUAGGAUCCAAAGUCAAGUUACCUCCAGAUAUGUCCCAAGGUUUGUAUGAAAGUCAAUAGAUCCUCACAGUACUAUCGAUCACAAGUAAAGACCUGGACCUUUUAUAUCUUAGAGUAACCGUUUUUUCCAUUGUUAAGGCAUUAGAUAAAAUCUUGAAUUCUUAUUACAUAACUCUAGCUUAUCAAUGCAACAAAAGAGAUCAGGUAUUCACAGUCAUGUUUUUAAUAUUAUAUUAAAAACAUGACCGUGUAGUGUCCCAAGUUAUAAUUGAAGUAAGACAAAACUGCAGUCACAUUCAUGAAGGUGUCAAUACCUGAUCUCUUUUGUUAUCUCUGAUGGCACUUACAUCAUAUCUUUGUUUUUUGGCUUCUUUUGAAUAAAAUGAGCUGUUAUUGUUGUCAUUAGAUUGCCCAAAAUCUCAAUUUUUAUUUGACAAAGAAGCUUACCUUUUUUAUGUGUUUUCCUUUCUAGCAAUUUUCUGUGAGAGUUGCAGUGCUGUGAUGCAAGGUAAUGAAACCAUGUGACUUUUAUUGACAAUGGCCACUAACAUGACAGGUCUUAAUUUUAGCUGAAGCCUUUAUCCCUGAUAUGUAUACCCAGAGUUCUAAAGAGGAAAGGGCCUUUGCCAUUUUGUAGUGGAAAAUCCCAAAUCAAUAUUAUAUACCCUCAAUAAGGAGAGCAGGUUGGCUCGCCCACAGAUUUUUGAGCAAAAGAGAGACUGCUUGCAGCCUAUGGAGAAGGGCAUAACAUGGGUACCAAUACUACGAAACUACACAGAAUUAAAUAUAAACACCACACAGAAUAACAUAAGAAACUGCAAACCGCAUUGAAAUUACCCAAAAAUUUCUAAAUACCACAAACUGCUUGGUUUUGUAAAACAGCAAUACAACUUAAAAUAAAAAUUCCCGCAAAACAGCACCAAAAAUCGAGCCAAAGCUCGUCACCACAAACCCGUAUGCCCCCCUCCCUCUGAUAAGACAAGACAGACCAAAAUUAUAUUUAGAACAGUCAAUAGAGAGCGCUUUGUAAGUCUAAUGAACAGUCAGUUAUAGGGAGAGAGGGAAAGAGUUUCCAUUGAAAGCAAAAAAAUAUUACCGACACUGAAAUGUGUACACUGUAUAUGUGUUGCGAGGAGAGCUGCCUUUGACCUUCAAAGAGAAUUAAUGUUCUAUUAAAACAGAGUGAUCCGCUAGCAGGACAGAGUGAAAAGCAAACUGGAAAUGUUUUCACUUACUUUUCUGUCUUUGGCCUGUUCGAGGCUCUUUUUACUAUACAUCUACUUGCUAUUAUUUUGAUUGUCCAGGAUAAAUGAGAACGCAGAAACCUAGAACAAAGGCUAACCUGUCCCUCACCUCAAACCCUGCCCCCCCCCCUCCCCCUUAUCACCCAUGGUAUUUCAUGACAGCAACCAUUCACACAUGAAGAGAGAAAACCAAGGAGAGGGAAGUGGUUGAGGAUCAGCUCUCUCCAUGUAGAAAGAGGGUAAGAAAGAAAGCAGAAAUUCCUUCUAAUUUUGCUGUGUUUUUCCCAUCUCUUUUUAGAAAUAGGCAAGUUAUUAGCCAAAAAGAGUUCUGAUCCAAGAGAAUUGCAAGUGGUUGAAGCAAUGGAGGACAUCUGUCAAGCUAAAUAUUUUUCAAAGUAUCACUAUUCUCCACCUACAACAAUUAAAGCUUGUAAAUUUCUCAUAGGUGAGUUUUCUGGCUUUGAUUUUAAAUAAAUUUAUGUGUCUGUGAUUUCUUUAUUUUUUAGUUUUCCUUUCUUUUGUCCUGUUCUAAAUUCAAAAAAUACCCCAGGAAAAUAGUCCAUGGUCAAAAGCUGGUGGUCGACCUUAGUGCACGACCAUUAUUUACAGCUUAGUACAGCCAUAUCAAAGUGUAUUUUGCUUCUUUUUUCAUUGAAAAAUAAUCAGAAAUCACAGGUGGCCAUGGCAUGCUAUAAUCAAAACUUGCACAUUUAAUAUUCUCAGUGCACUGGCAUUCUUUCUCCUAAAACUGCAUUUACACGCCGGGCAAAUUUUACUUGGCAAAGUGAAAGUUUGUGUUAAGCCUAAAACAAUAUUAACCAUGAUAAAAUAUAUUAAAUCUCUCUUCCUAUUACACCCGUCUCUACUAAUUCCCCCCCCCCCUCUCUUUGAAGGUUGAACUUUGUAAUAAACCCAGUCGCUAAUAACUACUCUGUUAUAUGAGAUGUUUAGAUCAAAUAAGCUUCAUCCAGCUUGUAACAGAGUUUUUAUGGUAGCUGUAACCACGAAGGUAAGUUGAUUAAUGGAAUUUGUGAAGGGGCCACUUGAAACACGUUCGCUUAUUAUACAGCUUUCAAUGUAAUAGGCCACUUUGCUCCGAGUUCCAAAAACCCUCACUUUCAAAAUGAGGCUAAGUGCACAACCUCUCUUGUGAAAAUGAGUUUUAUUUGCAUGAGAAUGAAAAGUGAUUUCCAUAUCAAAGGCUGAGCACCUACCCUCGUUUUGAAACAGAGGCCCGGGGAAACUCGGAAAUGGCGUAUUUUUACUUUUUUUUUUUUUUGACAGAAAAAUAUGAAGAAGAACUGGAACAGCUGUUGACCACGAAGUCAGCAGAUUAUGAAAAGGAAGUCUGCUACGAGUUGACGAAGGCUUGCGAAGGAGUAGACAGAAGUAAGAAAGAAAAAGAAGAGAUGGAUGUCCGGUUUAAUGAUCAGAAACAAGAGGUUAAAACGGAAAAAUCAACACCACAGAAAGACGACGAUGGAAUUCAAAGGAUGAACAUUGAUAUUAACGAUCCCGGUGCCGCGAAACGAUUAGCAGAUCAAAUCAAAAUGCAGGUUGCACAGCAGCAGGCAAUGGGUGGCGGAAGUGAUGAUGAAGAUGAUGAUGAUGACGAAGAUGAAGACGAAGAGGAAGAUGAGGAUGAAGACAACUCGUCAAAAACUAAGAAGAAAACUGAACUUUAA
Porites evermanni is the source of this 2980-nucleotide messenger RNA. The record is from the annotation of a GenBank genome assembly. Lineage: Eukaryota; Metazoa; Cnidaria; Anthozoa; Scleractinia; Poritidae.